GAGAGAGCGAGAGAGAGAGAGAGAAACAGGCUCUGCACCACACCCACACCCUCACACGCACAUACACACAGGCUCAGAGGAGAGGAACUUCAGGACAGCUCAACUCACAGCACCAUUUCAUCAGGUGAUACCUGUGUAACCUUCCAGAAUGUCGGAAGCAGUGCCAGUGGCCUUCAGAAGCAUCGACCAGAAACCUGGGCUGCAGAUCUGGACCAUUGAGAAAAUGAAAAUGGUACCGGUCCCUGCACAAGCCUAUGGGAAUUUCUUCGAAGGAGACUGCUACAUUGUUCUAUGUGGACGGCAGAGCUCCUCUCAGCUCUCAUUCGAUGUGCAUUACUGGAUCGGGAGCCAGUCCUCUCAGGACGAGCAGGGGGCGGCUGCAAUCCUGGUGACCCAGCUGGAUAAUUACCUGGGGGGGAGCCCCAUCCAGUACAGGGAGGUGCAGGACAGCGAGUCAGUCAAAUUCAAGAGUUACUUCAAGAGCGGCAUUGUCUAUAAGAAGGGCGGUUUGGCGUCAGGGUUCAAACAAGUGGAGACAAACAUGUACAACAUGAAGCGGCUGCUGCACGUCAAGGGGAGGAAGAAUUUCUCCGCCACGGAGGUUGACGUCUCCUGGAACAGUUUCAAUGUCGGAGAUAUUUUCCUGCUGGACAUGGGCAAGGUGAUUGUCCAGUGGAACGGGCCUGAAAGCAACCAUCCUGAAAGGUUAAAGGGGAUGAUGCUGUCCCAGGACAUCCGGGACAGGGAGCGAGGUGGGCGCGCUCAGAUUGGCGUCAUCGAUGGAGACAAUGAAGCCGCCUCCCCCGAGCUGAUGAAAAUCAUGACAGCAGUGCUGGGGCAGAGGACAGGGAGCCUCAAGCCAGCUACCCCAGACAACAGACCUGACAUGUAUCAGAAGUCAAAUGUGCGGCUCUACCAUGUUUCAGAUUCACAAGGAAACUUGGUCGUCCAGGAGAUAGCCACACAGCCACUGACUCAGGAUCUGCUCAGCUCUGAUGACUGCUACAUCGUGGAUCAGGGGGGGGUGAAGAUCUUUCUGUGGAAGGGGAAGAAUGCUACCACUCAGGAGAGGCAGGCUGGUCUUGGGAGAGCUGAGGGUUUCAUCAAAGCAAAGAACUACCCGUCCACAACCAACGUGGAAAUCAUGAAUGAGGACGCUGAAUCUUCCAUGUUCAAGCAGCUCUUCAAGACAUGGACAGAGAAGGGGCUGACGCAGGGGCUGGGCAAGACCCACGCAGUGGGCAAGAUUGCUAAAGUCGACCAGGUCAAGUUCGAUGUCAUGGAGCUGCAUGCCAGACCUGACCUUGCUGCAAGAGAGAGGAUGGUAGAUGAUGGCUCUGGGAAAGUGGAGGUGUGGAGGAUUGAGGAGCUGGAGCUGAAGAAGGUGGAUCCCAGUACCUAUGGGCAGUUCUAUGGAGGAGACUGUUACCUGGUGCUGUACACAUACUCGCGAGGCCAGAAACCCCACUACAUUCUGUACAUGUGGCAGGGGCUGCAAGCUUCUCAAGAUGAGAUCACAGCGUCUGCAUACCAGGCUGUGAACCUGGACAACAAAUACAAUGGGGAGCCAGUGCAGGUGCGAGUGACCAUGACCAAAGAGCCGCGCCACUUCCUGGCCAUCUUCAAAGGGAAGCUCAUCAUUUACCAGGGCGGUACAGGACGUGGAGAGAAGGCAGCUCAGGACCCUGCUUACAGACUGUUCCAGGUUCGAGGCACUGAUGAAUAUAACACCAAAGCAAGCGAGGUCCCGGCCCGUGCCUCCUCCCUCAACACCAACGACGUGUUCGUUCUCAGAGCCGACCACGUCUGCUACCUGUGGUGUGGGAAGGGCUGCAGUGGGGAUGAGCGGGAGAGGGCGAAGAGCGUGGCCGACAUCGUCUCCAAACGGGACAAGCAGACUAUCCUGGAGGGACAGGAGCCUGCAGACUUCUGGGUAGCUCUUGGAGGGAAAGCACCCUACUGCAGUGAUAAGAGGUUCCAGGAGGAGAAGCCGCAGCGGGUGCCACGCCUCUUCGAAUGCUCCAAUCAGACGGGCCGCUUCAUGAUGACAGAGGUCUUUGAUUUUGCCCAGGAGGACCUCGAUGAGGAGGAUGUGAUGCUUCUGGAUACCUGGGAGGAGAUCUUCCUGUGGAUUGGUAAAGCUGCCAAUGAUGUUGAGAAGAAGGAGUCCCUGACCUCUGCCCUGGAGUACCUGAAGACACACCCGGCGCAGCGAGACCCUGACACACCCGUCACCACGGUGACACAGGGCCACGAACCGCUCACCUUCACUGGCUGGUUCAGCGCCUGGAACCCUCACAAGUGGAGCGAUUCCCGCUCCUAUGAGGACAUAAAGAACAGCUUGGGGGAUGCUUCUGCAAUCUCCCAGAUCACUGUGGAUCUUAACAAGACAGAUCUGAACAAAGGAAAGGGAGGUGUUUCCAAAAGCCCUGCCAGUGGAUACAGUGCCCCUGGAGGUCCCAGCACUCCAUUAGACAUGGCUACAAAGAACAAGCCUCACAGUGUCAGGACAGACAAGAUUGACGGGAAGAGUCCUGCUGCUCCUAAUGGCAGGACCACAGGAUACGACCCGGAGCUACUCAUCAACAAAACAGCAGAGGAGCUGCCAGAGGGGGUGGACCCCUCCAGGAAAGAGGACUUCCUGUCGGAUGCUGACUUUGAGGACUUGCUGGGCACAACCCGUUCCGAAUUCAGUACCAUGCCAGCCUGGAGGCAGAAGCAUUUAAAGAAAACAUCUGGCCUUUUCUGAGAGGUGCUACCAAUUCAGAGCCACGCCUCCCACAAGGAAAGCAGCCUAUUUAGUGAUUGGGCUACCAUAUGACUCCAUGUUCACUUGGACAGUUCAGGCUUUUCAACUCACAUCGCAAUGCAUUCUGGUACGUUGACCUGUCUCGGGUCCCUUUCACAGCAGGACUACACUUCCCAGAAUGCAUUGGGUGCAAGUUGAAAAGCCUGAACUGUCCCAAACUGUCCUAGUGCAGGGUUCCAAACCCCGGUCCUGGGUGCCCUGUGUCUGCUGGUUUUCAACCCCGGUCCCGGGGAGCCCCGUGUCUGCUGGUUUUCAACCCCAGUCCUGGGUGCCCUGUGUCUGCUGGUUUUCAACCCCGGUCCUGGGUGCCCUGUGUCUGCUGGUUUUCAACCCCGGUCCCGGGGAGCCCCGUGUCUGCUGGUUUUCAACCCCGGUCCUGGGGAGCCCCGUGUCUGCUGGUUUUCAACCCCGGUCCUGGGGAGCCCCGUGUCUGCUGGUUUUCAUUCCAGCUGAGUUCUCAAUUACUUACUCAAACCCUUAAUUAAACUCAUAAUGUUCUUAAUUAGACCUUUUAAUUGUUCUCAGGACCUCAAAAGUUGCCUAUUUCAAGUUACUUCUAAAAAUCUCCAACUGUUUAAAAGCUGAAACAAUUAAAAAGGUCUAAUCAAGCAAAUGAAUAGUUCAGUUAAGGGUUUGAGUAAGUAACUGAGAACUCAGUUGGAAUGAAAACCAGCAGACACAGACACCAUUGAAGUGUAGAGAGUCAUAUGGUAACCCUACGUGUGAAUUGUCUGCGUUACACAAUGUUGAACGUGUUUUAAAAUGUUUCGAAAAACCAUGAGGUCAAACAAAUAGCUGUAUGUAUUUUACAAGAUAAUGUUUUUUAUUGCAGAUAACAAAAAAUCUAUGAAUUAUGCACAUGAAACAGAGCUAAUUGCAGUGUCUAGUUCUUUAACUUUUUCCAAAGAUAUAUUUUGUAAUGUACAGUCAACUCUCGAUUAACAGGGGUAAUGGGGGGGGGGAAGGAGGUCACGGAUAACCCAAAAUCAUGGUUCUAACAAAACUAGUCAAAACGUGGUACAAAACUGAUUUAAUGUAAACUUAUUUAGUUAAAAUUACAUCUGAUAUUUUGGAACACAUUUACCGUUCUACAGACGUCAUCCAAAAGUGUAAAAAUAAUACAAGUACAAUAGUUUAGGAACACAAAACAUCACAUAAAUUGCUUGAUGAAAAAUGGCCAAAAGGUUACACUAUUUUAAAAUAGUUUGUUAAUGUUGUCUGUUUCUUAGCUGAGUUCUCCUUUUUUUGAAUAUUAGAACAAAGCCUACGCAACAUUAGUUUGUCACUCAGCAAACUGUCCUCUUCACUUUCUAAAUAGUCCAGCAGACAGUCUAGGUGAUUCAGCGCAGCACCAUGCGUGAUCUUGUUUUUGCUAGCUAGCCCCUCCCCCUCACUAUCGCUGUCAUUCUCCUCCUCUCUGCCAAGCGACCUCACAAUGUCAUCAUUGGUCAGUCUCUUGUAUUGUUCCAAACAAUAGAUGCCUUCUGAUAGAUGUUUUCGCUAAUUAGUAGUACAUCAUUUUAAUUUUUUCACAAAUACACAAUCUAUUAUUAUUUUUUACCACGAUUAAUCCACCCCCGGUUAAUCGAGAGUUGACUGUACUUCAAAUUCCCUUUUGGAAAAAAUCAUCCACACUUCUGUUACAGCAACAAAAAAAUGUUUUUUUCAUACACAGCAAAGGGGGACUCAUUACAGUAGGUAGUGAUCAAUUAGGGGUUUAUUCAUACACAGCAAAGGGACUCAUUACAGUAGGUAGUGAUCAAUUAAGUUGGAUGCAAAAUAUUGACGAAUCAAAAGACUUUUUAAUCACCAGGUAUAUUUUUAAAGAUUUGAAUACAGCAUUGUAGAGAUCAUUCAUUGCAUUGAUAACAUUGUAUUUAGUGAUUUGAAUACAGCAUUGUAGAGAUCAUUCACUGCAUUGAUAACAUUGUAUUUAGUGAUUUGAAUACAGCAUUGUAGAGAUCAUUCACUGCAUUGAUAACAUUGUCUUUAAUGAUUUGAAUACAGCAUUGUAGAGAUCAUUCACUGCAUUGAUAACAUUGUAUUUAGUGAUUUGAAUACAGCAUUGUAGAGAUCAUUCACUGCAUUGAUAACAUUGUAUUUAGUGAUUUGAAUACAGCAUUGUAGAGAUCAUUCACUGCAUUGAUAACAUUGUCUUUAAUGAUUUGAAUACAGCAUUGUAGAGAUCAUUCACUGCAUUGAUAACAUUGUAUUUAGUGAUUUGAAUACAGCAUUGUAGAGAUCAUUCACUGCAUUGAUAACAUUGUCUUUAAUGAUUUGAAUACAGCAUUGUAGAGAUCAUUCACUGCAUUGAUAAAACUGUCUUUAAUGAUUUGAAUACAGCAUUGUAGAGAUCAUUCACUGCAUUGAUAACAUUGUCUUUAAUGAUUUGAAUACAGCAUUGUAGAGAUCAUUCACUGCAUUGAUAACAUUGUCUUUAAUGAUUUGAAUACAGCAUUGUAGAGAUCAUUCAUUGCAUUGAUAACAUUGUCUUUAGUGAUUUGAAUACAGCAUUGUAGAGAUCAUUCACUGCAUUGAUAAAAUUGUCUUUAAUGAUUUGAAUACAGCAUUGUAGAGAUCAUUCACUGCAUUGAUAAAAUUGUCUUUAAUGAUUUGAAUACAGCAUUGUAGAGAUCAUUCACUGCAUUGAUAAAAUUGUCUUUAAUGAUUUGAAUACAGCAUUGUAGAGAUCAUUCACUGCAUUGAUAAAAUUGUCUUUAAUUAUUUGAAUACAGCAUUGUGAGAUCAUUCACUGCAUUGAUAAAAUUGUCUUUAAUGAUUUGAAUACAGCAUUGUAGAGAUCAUUCACUGCAUUGAUACAAUUGUCUUUAAUGAUUUGAAUACAGCAUUGUAGAGAUCAUUCACUGCAUUGAUAAAAUUGUCUUUAAUGAUUUGAAUACAGCAUUGUAGAGAUCAUUCACUGCAUUGAUAAAAUUGUCUUUAAUGAUUUGAAUACAGCAUUGUAGAGAUCAUUCACUGCAUUGAUAAAAUUGUCUUUAAUAAUUUGAAUAUAGCAAUGUAUAGAGAUCAUUCAUUGCAUUGAUAGCGUUAUCCUCAGUGAUUUGAAUACAGCAGUGUAUAGAGAUCAUUCAUUGCAUUGAAAGCGUUAUCUUCAGUGAUUUGAAUGCAGCAUUGUAGAGAAUUCAUUGCAUUGAUAACAUUGUCUUUAGUAAUUUGAAUACAGCAGUGUAUAGAGAUCAUUCAUUGCAUUGAAAGCGUUAUCUUCAGUGAUUUGAAUGCAGCAUUGUAGAGAAUUCAUUGCAUUGAUAACAUUGUCUUUAGUAAUUUGAAUACAGCGAUGUAUAGAGAUCAUUCAUUGCAUUGAUAGCGUUAUCCUCAGUGAUUCUAAACUCCUAAGAUCACUUAGAACAUAUAGGUUGCACAAAUAUGUGAAAAUAAAUCGCAAAAUCUGUGUAACUUGCUUCUUGUGAUCUGACUGGAACAUUACAAUGUCUUCUUACAUUCUCUAUUGCAUUGUGUGUUAGUUUGAGGCUUUUAUUUAGAUUCUAUUUAAUCAAAUGUAAUUUUUAAAAUGUUUAACUUUCAUGAAAUGUUGUAAGAUCCUAAGAAAUAUUCUGUUACAUAUAGAAAUGUCAGUAGUCAAAAUGUCCCUUAACUGGUAUAGUUAGGUGUGGUGAGUAGGAUAUUCAGAAAUGCGGCUAUACUGCGUUUCAGAGUUCUGUUCUGUUCACAUAGUUAAAUUUCUCUGUUUAAAAAUAAAUAACACUUAACAAAC
This is a messenger RNA of Acipenser ruthenus (sterlet), 6545 nucleotides long. Its product is annotated as villin-1-like. The transcript has 20 exons. Gene Ontology annotation, biological process: cytoskeleton organization; actin filament severing; barbed-end actin filament capping. The record is from RefSeq and is a predicted model, not a curated record. Gene Ontology annotation, cellular component: actin cytoskeleton; cytoplasm. Lineage: Eukaryota; Metazoa; Chordata; Actinopteri; Acipenseriformes; Acipenseridae. Bases 149 to 2749 code for a protein of 866 amino acids. Gene Ontology annotation, molecular function: actin filament binding; phosphatidylinositol-4,5-bisphosphate binding.